Molecule: messenger RNA, 2295 nt
Organism: Fusarium vanettenii 77-13-4
Lineage: Eukaryota; Fungi; Ascomycota; Sordariomycetes; Hypocreales; Nectriaceae
Exons: 2
Coding region: 1-2295 (764 amino acids)
Biological process (GO): RNA catabolic process; mitochondrial RNA 3'-end processing
Cellular component (GO): mitochondrial degradosome
Molecular function (GO): hydrolase activity, acting on acid anhydrides; RNA helicase activity; ATP binding
Source: RefSeq, a predicted model, not a curated record
AUGAGAUUUCCGCUCCGACCUGGGGUUGUGCGGCCUCCACUAUGUCACAUAGCAGCAACACGACGGUCGCUCUCGACGACUCCGAGACUCUGCGAUGGUGCGGACAAGACCAAGACCAAGACUGAGCCUCCUCCGAAAAAUCCCAUGAGCAGAGGCAAGCUCAAGGCUAUGCUAGCUGCGUCUACAAACCAUGGCAAGGGUCACAAGCCGAGGAUGAAGUGGGAAUCGCAAAAGGCUGGGAAGGGCCGCCAUGCCAUGUUUCGAUCGACAGUCUUUAACCGCUUCGAGGGCGUCCUCGAGAAGUUUUCCCGGUCCAGCGUCUCCGUCGCCGGCGUCGGGGAGGAAGAGCUCGACAAGCAGGCCGCUCUGUUUAUGGAUGUCUUGGAAAAGGCCUUUGUCAUGGCUGAGCAGAACAUCACGCAGCGAGACCGAAACCCGCUGUUCUGGAACCUUCGUGAUGCCUUCAUCUUGAAGGAUGUCAAGGGUCUCAGCAACGAGCUUCAGUACUCGUUUCAGUCGUUCCUCAUCCGUCAGCGAUUCUCCAAGGGUUUGGAGGAGAGCCACAAACGGCUUCUGGACUUUCGAUUCCCGUACGAGUGGUUCCCCGCUACCAGGACGAUGCAGCGAACUAUCCACCUACACGUUGGACCGACCAACUCGGGAAAGACGUAUAGAGCUCUGAAGGCGUUGGAGAACUCCAAGCGAGGAGUUUAUGCGGGCCCCCUUCGUCUGCUGGCCAACGAGGUCUACCAGCGUCUGCAGGCCAAGGGUCUGCCAUGUGCGCUGAUGACGGGAGAGGAGGUGCGGAUACCACAGGAUACGGAUACCUACUUUACGAGUUGCACGGUUGAGAUGAUCCCCGUCAACGAGCCCUACGAUGUUGCCGUCAUCGACGAGAUUCAGAUGAUUGCCGAUCCUGAUCGGGGCAGUGGUUGGACAACAGCCUUGCUGGGUGUCAUGGCUAAGGAGGUUCACCUCUGCGGUGAGGAGCGAACAGUCAAGCUUAUUCAGAGCAUAUGCGCAGCUAUUGGCGACGAGUGUAUCGUUCACCGAUACGAGCGUCUCAGCCCUCUCGAAACCAUGUCCGAGGCUAUUGACGAAGACUACAACCGACUCGAAAAGGGUGAUGCUAUUGUGGCCUUUAGCCGCAUGAACCUGCACGCCCUGAAGACGACGAUCGAGAAGCACACUGGACGAAGAUGCGCCAUCAUCUACGGAUCACUACCCCCCGAGGUGCGCGUACAGCAGGCAGCUCUCUUCAACGAUCCCAACAACGACUACGACUUUAUCGUUGCCAGUGAUGCCAUCGGCAUGGGUCUUAACCUUGAGAUUCGACGAGUUAUUCUCGACUCGGUCACCAAGUAUGAUGGAAACCAGAACCGACACCUCACAUACCCCGAACUGAAGCAGAUUGGCGGCCGAGCUGGACGAUACCGAACUGCGCGACAGGCUACGGAAGCUGACAAUGGGGCCGACGACGGCCGCAAGGUUGGCUAUGUCACAACGAUGGCCCGACAGGAUCUCAAGAACGUGCAUCGUGCGUUCAGAUCUAGCGUCGACGACAUUGAUGCCGCAUAUGUUACACCUCCUGCAGCCGCUGUCGAACGAUUUUCGACAUACUUCCCCAAAGACACACCGCUGUCGUUUAUCUUGAUGCGCAUCCGAGAGCUUGCAUCGGUGAGCAAGAACUUUAGACUCGGCAUCGCGCCAGAUAAGCUCGAGAUUGCCGACGCCAUUCAACACAUCCCACUCACCAUCUACGAUCGUCUCACACUCUGCCACUUGCCGGUGUGGCAGCGUGCCGAGAACUCGAUGGAUGUCCUGCGAGCUCUCGCCAAAAUCAUUUCCGAGAAUGGACGUGGAGAUUUGCUGUCCAUCAAGGAGAUUCCCCUUGAGAGCUUGGACAUUGACCUCAAAAACUUCAAAGGCACGCCGAUUGAUUAUCUCCACAAGCUCGAGUCCCUGCAUGUGGCUAUCAACCAGUAUGUCUGGCUAUCUUACCGUUUCAGCGGCAUGUUCCGCGAUCAGGCAUUGGCUUUCCACGUGCGCUCGCUCGUUGAGCAGAAGCUGGUGGACACACUGGAGAGACUCGACUUUACCCAGUCAGAUCUCCAGAGCAUCCGACAGAACAAGCGUCUCAUGGCGCAGUCGCAAAAGAUGUCGCGCAAGGUGCUCGGAGAGGGAGACCUCAAGGACAUUGAGCAAGAGAUGGACGACCCGCCUCUGGAUCAGGACGAGCACUGGGAGCCUCAUCAGACAUCGGAAGAGGUUGCCGCCACGGCAUCAGCUCCUUGA